Rotaria sp. Silwood1 is the source of this 1089-nucleotide messenger RNA. The record is from the annotation of a GenBank genome assembly. Lineage: Eukaryota; Metazoa; Rotifera; Eurotatoria; Philodinida; Philodinidae.
AUGCCAUGCUUGAAAGAAGCUCGUACUACGGGAAUAUUCGUUAUUGAUACAAAUAUUAGUGAUAAAGCUUUGUUACCUGAUCCUGCUGACACGGAUAUGUCUACUGGUGAAAGUCCGAUGCAGUCUGAAAAUGUCAAUACCAAUACAGAAAUACUUGAAAAUGAUCAUACAGAAAUAAAAUCUUCUACACCGAUUGGUGAACCUCAAACUCAAACAUCUGGUACGACUGAUCAAAUAACACCAACACACAACACAUCAAGACCAUAUAUCAUGAUAAGCUAUCAUCGUAAAUCAUCAUUCGACACUUGUCAAAGAAUCUGUACUCAACUUAGAAGUCGAGGUUAUAACGUGUGGAUGGACGAAGAUGAUUUAAACGGAAAUAUACUCUACGAAGAAUUAGCUCUAGCAAUUGAAAAUGCUAGCAUUGUACUUAUCUGUUUCAAUCGACAAUAUGCUGAGAGUGACUUUUGUCGAAAAGAAGCUUGCUAUACUGUGAGAUGCGGUAUUGAUUACAUACCAUGCCGUAUGGAAGCACCUUUUCGUGCUCGAGGUUGGCUUGGAAUCAUAAUUAGUGAUCAUCUGUAUUGUGAUUUUUCUUCGCCAAAUGAAUUCAACAAUGAUUUUGAACGAUUAUUUCGUCAAAUUAGACAUAUCGAGGCAAACUCCAAAUCAAACAGCACGACAACGAAUACAUGCGUUGCAUUGUCUCCUGUACCUAGUAUUUCGGUUAAUAAUCGAAAUAUCCAUGGAUUUCUCAGAACUAUUAUUCGUAUAUUCAGAGAAACAAUAAAUCAAACUGAUAAUCCUUCAGUAAUGAUUACACAAGAGGAAUUUCCAAUGUUUAUUAAUUUUAUUUGUCAACAUGUUUUCGAUGAGUAUCCAUCUACAUCAACAACUGAUAAUAACAAUUCUCAACAGCAACAAAUAAAUAAUCGAUCAUUAUUUCAUGAAAUUCUCAUAAAUUCAUCUAAUCAAACAGAAUUUCUAACAAAUAUUGCUGAAAUUCUUGCAACUAUAACUGAGCCAACAACGAUCAUCAAGUUAUACUUAGUCUGGAUGUUUUGUCAAAUGAUAAGGGAAUUUCUCUAA